Molecule: messenger RNA, 2044 nt
Organism: Gryllus bimaculatus (two-spotted cricket)
Lineage: Eukaryota; Metazoa; Arthropoda; Insecta; Orthoptera; Gryllidae
Source: the annotation of a GenBank genome assembly
UAUAGAAUAAUAUUCCUCCAAAACGAAGGAACGACAUGGAUUAUACGGGAAAUAAAAAUUCAGUUUUCAACUUUGCCUCGCGAAAAACAAAAGCAGUAAGAUCAUGGAUUAUCGCAUCUGCGGCCAAAGAACUUCCAUUUCGCUAGCCAAGAUGGCAGCUUGACAGGGUGAUGUCGGCGUGAUUAGUUUCAAAAAAUGAGCCAUAUUUUACAAUCAGAUGUUGUGCGUUAUGCUUGCACAUGUGGUUCAUUAAAACCACUUUCAAGGAUAUACUUUUGUAGACAUUGCUUGAAAAUAAGGUGUGGCUAUUGCGUUAGUCAUGAGGUCGAUUCUCACUAUUGUGCUAAUUGCUUGGAAAACCUGCCGUCAGCUGAGGCCAGGUUGAAAAAACAGAGAUGUGCAAGUUGUUUUGAUUGCCCCAGCUGCCUCCAUACUCUUUCUACCAAAGCUAGCACAGUAGUAGUGCCCAGUUCUGAUGAAAAGACUGUAACUAGGAAAUUGUAUUAUUUAGCAUGUGGAUUUUGUCGCUGGACAUCAAGGGAUAUUGGAUAUCCAGACCAAACUGUUGCUAGUGGAGGAUGGCCAGAAAAGGAAAAUCCCCAUGCUUCUCGAAUUUAUAACUUACUUGAACAUUUUAAAACUUUAGCUCUGAGGGAGAAGCAAGAGAGAGAAAAGAAAAAGAAAUUCAUACCUCGCAGAAAUAUCUAUCACUUAUCAGGACUUAGUGCUGCAAUGGCUAGAAAACGAGCUGGACUUCCAUCUAUCGGCCCAUCAUCACUGAAAGAUGAUGUGGGCGGACCUGCUGAACUUAUACCUUCCAUUGCCACUGAAGAAGUAGAACAAUUACCUGAAGAGAUCUUUACUGACACACUUAAUCUGCUGAAAGUUACUACAUUAAAGCAGCGUUUGGCUCAGCCAGAGUUCCAGCCCCAAACUGUGGAUGAAUUGUAUCCUGCUCAUAAAUGUCUUCUGAUUAAAAGAUCCCAACGAUGUCGCUCUUGUGAACAUAAUGUUAGUAAACCAGAAUAUAACCCUGGGUCCAUAAAAUUCAAAAUACAAUUAUCAGCCCAUUAUCAUGUUCCAGAGAUUCGAAUUGUUACUUGUGAACCAUUGCGUGCUGGAGAGAAAAGUGAAAUGAUUAUAAAGAUCUGUAACCCAACCCAGUACCAAAGCUCUUUGCAGUUUUCACCAUUACCAUCUCCAGAAGAGGAAGCUGAAGAACUUAGUAAAGAGAUUGAGGAAAGGAAACAAAAAGUGGACAGGAAAGAUGAGAAAACGAAUCGUGAAGAUGUCUUGUUACUUCUACCAUCUAUUUGUCGUCAAGUGUCUAUAACUGAAGAUCCUAGACCUGUAAAUGUGGCAUUAACUGGAGAUAUUUCCCUUCCUCCAGUUACUCUAGUUCUUCCUCCUCGUGAUGAUGCUGCAGAAUAUGACGACUCUGGAGAUACACAUAAUUUUCAAGAUGAUCCAAAAAUUGUUGUAUGGAGAAAAGCAAAUAAGGCAGCUAUGAAAUUAGUCAUUACACCUGAAGAAGAUAUAUCUGAAGGAAGAGACGUUAUUGUAGGGUUUGUGAUGCAUUAUACUUACAUCAACACAAUGGCGACGCAGUUAUUAGAACAGAGAGAACCACAGAAAGUAAAUUUGAAAGUUAAAUUAUAUAUUACAGUUGGAAAAGUUGUUGGGAAAUAAUUUAUCUUUGCCUAAUCCAGAUUACUAAACCAUUGUAAAGUUAUCAUGUAAUAACUCUGAUUGUUCAUUCAUACAAGUGUGCUUGCUUAUUUACAUGCUUGACUACAACACUUAUUAUUCUUUUAUAAUAGCUUUCAUGUAUUUUGUUUUCUCAAUUGUAAUCUAAUUAUUUAAAUAUUUAAAGCUGGCUUGCAGAUUUUUUUUGGUUGAAUCUUCAUUUCUAUUUCAGCACAGAUGCAGAUAAUAAAUAUUUAAAAUCAUUGUUUUUGUGGGAAAUUAUUUUAAAAAACUCACCAUUGGUUUCCUCGUCCUUUAAUUAUCAGAACAUUAUUAGUGCUAUUGACACCUAGUAAAG